Molecule: messenger RNA, 2026 nt
Organism: Macaca mulatta (Rhesus monkey)
Lineage: Eukaryota; Metazoa; Chordata; Mammalia; Primates; Cercopithecidae
Gene: AP4M1
Product: adaptor related protein complex 4 subunit mu 1
Biological process (GO): vesicle-mediated transport; intracellular protein transport
Cellular component (GO): clathrin adaptor complex
Source: RefSeq, a predicted model, not a curated record
GUGACGGGGAGGCGGUGCGGGAGUCGGAAGGGAAUCUCCGGGCGGGGUGGGGCGGGCGCCGGGUUUCCCGCGGUCCAAGCUGGCGCGGGCGGAGGAGAAUCGCUCUUAAAGGGCCAGCGCACGCGCGUUCUUUUGUUCCGGGGCCUCAGGGCGGGGCAGGCCCAACUUUCGCCGUCUUCUUGUCUGCUCUCCAGGACGGCCAUGAUUUCCCAGUUCUUCAUUCUGUCCUCCAAGGGGGACCCGCUCAUCUACAAAGACUUCCGCGGGGACAGUGGCGGCCGGGAUGUGGCCGAGCUCUUCUACCGGAAGCUGACGGGACUGCCAGGAGACGAGUCCCCGGUUGUCAUGCAUCAUGAUGGCCGUCAUUUCAUUCACAUCAGACACAGCAGCCUGUAUUUGGUGGUCACAACUUCAGAAAACGUUUCUCCCUUCAGCCUCCUAGAACUGCUCUCCAGGUUGGCCACUCUUCUGGGCGAUUACUGUGGCUCCCUGGGCGAGGGGACCAUCUCCCGCAAUGUGGCUCUGGUCUACGAACUCCUGGAUGAAGUGCUGGACUAUGGCUAUGUACAGACCACAUCCACAGAGAUGCUGAGGAAUUUCAUCCAGACGGAAGCUGUGGUCAGCAAGCCCUUCAGCCUCUUUGACCUCAGCAGCGUUGGCUUGUUUGGGGCUGAGACACAACAGAGCAAAGUGGCUCCCAGCAGUGCAGCCAGCCGCCCUGUCCUGUCCAGUCGCUCUGACCAGAGCCAAAAGAAUGAAGUUUUUUUGGAUGUGGUCGAGAGAUUGUCUGUACUGAUAGCAUCUAAUGGCUCCCUGCUGAAGGUGGAUGUGCAGGGAGAGAUUCGGCUCAAGAGUUUCCUUCCCAGCGGCUCUGAGAUGCGCAUUGGCUUGACGGAAGAGUUUUGUGUGGGAAAGUCAGAGCUAAGAGGUUAUGGGCCAGGAAUCCGGGUCGAUGAAGUCUCGUUUCACAGCUCUGUGAAUCUGGAUGAGUUUGAGUCUCAUCGAAUCCUCCGCUUGCAACCACCUCAGGGCGAGCUGACUGUGAUGCGGUACCAACUCUCCGAUGACCUCCCGUCACCGCUCCCCUUCCGACUCUUCCCCUCUGUGCAGUGGGACCGAGGCUCAGGCCGGCUCCAGGUUUAUCUGAAGUUGCGAUGCGACCUGCCCUCGAAGAGCCAAGCCCUCAAUGUCAGGCUGCACCUUCCCCUGCCUCGAGGGGUGGUCAGCCUGUCUCAGGAGCUGAGCAGCCCAGAGCAGAAGGCCGAGCUGGCGGAGGGAGCCCUUCGCUGGGACCUGCCUCGGGUGCAAGGAGGCUCUCAACUCUCGGGCCUUUUCCAGAUGGACGUCCCAGGGCCCCCAGGACCUCCCAGCCAUGGGCUCUCCACCUCGGCCCCUCCUCUGGGUCUGGGCCCGGCCAGUCUCUCCUUUGAGCUUCCCCGGCACACGUGCUCCGGCCUCCAGGUUCGAUUCCUCAGGCUGGCCUUCAGGCCGUGCGGCAAUGCCAACCCCCACAAGUGGGUGCGACACCUAAGCCACAGCGAUGCCUACGUCAUUCGGAUCUGAGGCUCCCCAAACGAGGACACGGCAGCCAAGGCGGCAGUUUGUCCCACGGAAGGACAGUCUUUUUCUUUUCCAGCCUCCUGGUCUUGGGACUCUCAAUCUGGGCAGGAAGAGUCCUCAGUCCCGAGAGACCAGGAUGGGGCAAUGGGCCCAGCCUCUCUGUGGUAUCUGAUGCAGGAAGGACUGCAGUGGAUCGGAACUUACAAACCAAACUUUUAUUCUGAGGAACUGACUGUACAAUAUCUAAAAAGAAAGUGACAUGAAAGGAAGCAAUCUACAACUUCCUUCCGCUUAGUAUGCAUGCACGUGUGUACAUGUCUGCAUGUGUGGGAAUCUGGGGGCUGGCAGGUGGAGCAUCACGAAGCAGGCUGAGGGGAGCCAGAGUUGGGGGGCUGGGAGCCAUUCGCUUUUGGAGUCCCUGGAGCUGGAGGGGGACUGUCCCCAGCUUCCUGCUUCCCCCCGCAGA